Messenger RNA from Closterium sp. NIES-65, 1707 nucleotides. The record is from the annotation of a GenBank genome assembly. NCBI's taxonomy places the organism in Eukaryota, Viridiplantae, Streptophyta, Zygnematophyceae, Desmidiales, Closteriaceae.
GGAGUGGGGUUAGGCACAUCAGAAGAGGGGAAGGGGGCGAGUGGGUGGCAGCACGUGGGCGCCAUGUAUCAGAUGGGCAAGAUGCACUUGACUGGGACGGGGGUUCCCAAGAAUGUAGUUAUGGUGAGAUGGGUGCACAAAAUACAGGAGCGGAGCCCAUGGGGGGUCAUGCUGCCCAUGGGGGGUCAUGCUGCCCCUCGCUCUCAUCGAGGCGGCGCGGCUACUCAAGGCAGUGGCGGAGCGGGGGCCAUGGGGGGUCAUGCUGCGGUGGCACACGCAUGCUUCAUGUCAUCCACCCACGGCCCCUCCCUCGGGUCCCUCUCUGUUCCCUCUGCUGUCAUCCCUGUCCCCCCAUUCCACUGCCGCUCUCGCCUUCUAAAGGCGGUGGCGGAGCGGGGGCCAUGGGGGGUCAUGCUGCGGUGGGCACACGCAUGCUUCAUGUCAUCCACCCAAGGCCCCUCCCUCUGGUCCCUCUCCCGCUCCGCCUCCUCCUCCUCCCUUCUCCCUCUCCUUCUCCUUCUCGCUCUCCUCCCCGCUCUCCCCCCCUCCCUCCGCUCCUCCUCCUCCUCUUCCUCCCCGUCCGCCUGGCCUGCGUCCUGUGAUGUGGGCACAUCGCUGAUGCUCUACUCGAGAGCUGCGGAGUUUGGGUAUGAAGUGGCACAGGGGAAUGCCGCCUGGCUGCUGGAUAAGCCUGCCUGCAUCGGUGAUGUGGCCACGUCGUGGAUGUUCUAUUCUAGAGCUGCCGAGUUGGGGUGUGAAGUGGCGCAGGGGAAUGCCGCCUGGCUUCUGGAUAAGAUAAGGGAAGCUACAGAUGGGGUUGCAAGCGAUGAGAAUAACGCAGUGGGUGGAGAGGGGUCAGCAAGUGUGGAGAGGGGUCAAGAGGUGCAGAGGCCGGUGCUACAGAGGGAGCUGCUUCAGCUGGCAGAAGAUCAGGGCAGCGUGCAGGCAGCGCUGCUGCUGGGGGAUGCUUUCUUCUAUGGCCGGGGCCAGCCGCGGGACCUGCAGCGAGCAGCAGAGGCGUACUGGAGGGCGAGGGAGAAGGGCAGUGCACACGCCAUGUUCAACCUGGGGUUCAUGCACGAGCAUGGCAUGGGACUACCCAGAGACCUGCAUUUGGCCAACGAUUCUAUGACCAGGUAUGUUUGUGGGUGGGAGCAUGGUGGAAUUGGCAGCAUGGUGGGGCGCAUAAGGGGCAGCAUGGUGGGGCGCAUAAGGGGAAGUGCCCACGCCGUGUUCAACCUGGGCUUCAUGCACGAGCACGGCAUGGAUUUACCCAGAGACCUGCAUCUGGCCAAACGGCUCUAUGACCAGGUUCUUGAUGCCUUCCCCCGGGCAGUGGUGCCGGUGAGAAUCGCCCUCUUCGGCCUCUGGAUGCGCAUGCAGUACGGCCACUACCCUCUUGUGUCCAAGGCAUUGGAUGUGUUGCCUGAGAUCGGCCCGGCCACGGCGGGGGCAUUGAAGGCGGCCCUGAGGGACAACACUAAUCCAUACAUUGCCCCUCCCCGCCUCCCCUUUCCCCUUCAUCCCCCCUCCUCUCAGUCCAAGGCAUUGGAUGUGUUGCCUGAGAUCGGCCCAGCCACGGCGGGGGCAUUGAAGGCGGCCCUGAGGGACGACACCAACGCCUACAUCGCUUCGCUCCUCGCUCUCCUGCUUGCCGUUCUCUUCCUGCGCUCCCAGCGCCGCCAGCAACGAGUGGUGCAGGCGUGA